AUUCAGGUAAAUAUUCGCGAAAUAACCGGUGGGCGGGUACAAACGGGGCGACAUAACAAACCGUGCGCCUGCGUCGAUCGCACUUCAUAAUUAUAUAUUUAACCAACUAUUAUUAACAAAACUAGUGAUGAUAAUAAUAAUUAAUAACUCAAAUAUUCUUUAAAGUGAAAUUAUAAAUUUAAACUUAAAAUGGAUAAGUACAAUUAUGAAGCAGCUCCAGUCAACAAUAGUGAUAGUGAAGUGUUAAGUAAUACAGUUAAAUGGAAACCAUUUUUGAAACAGUUGCUGAUUUGCAGCGGAGUAUGGACAUCAAUGUUUCUGUACGGGCUGUGCGUGGGUGCACCCACAAUGUUCAUCCCCCAGAUUAGGCGGGAAGCAAACAAUACUGACAUCAUCUCAGAUGACAUGGCUUCUUGGCUGACGUCCGUGUACGGCUUCAGCGGCUUCCCGUUUGUCUUCAUCCUCUCAUUACUCACCAAGUUCGUCGGCAGGAGGAUACCCUUUAUGAUUGCAGUCGUAGAUACACUGGCUGCCUUCACGGUCCUGUACUGCAGCACAAACAUCACACACAUACUGAUCAGUGAAAUUAUGCAAGGAUUGUUCAGUGCGUCACAAAUCGUCAUCACAAUUAUGAUUCUCACAGAGUACACUUCACCAAAAUACAGAGGCAUGUUUCUAACAAUCAAGACAGCCACUUUCUAUUGGGGUAUUUGGGCUUCAAAUGCAAUUGGCACAUUCUUCCAUUGGAGGAAAAUUCCUUUGUUUGGAAUUAUAUGUUCUCUGUACAUUAUAUUGACCGUUAUGAUCUGGCCGGAGUCUCCGUACUGGUUGGCCAGUAGAGGACGGUUCAAAGAAUGUGCAGCCUCACACAGAUCUCUAAAAGGUUGCGAUGAAGAAUCUGAGAAGGAAUUAGAAGUACUUAUCAAUUCCCAAAAAGAAUACAUAGCCAGUUGUGGAGUUGACGACAUGACUGCUAGAGAACGUAUCAUUGAUUUCUUUAAAACAUUAAAAUCUAAGGAAUUUUAUAAACCAACCUUGUUGUCUAUUAUAACAGGCUGUUUAGGAGUUUUUAGCGGGAAUCUCAUUUGA
Messenger RNA from Spodoptera littoralis (African cotton leafworm), 1089 nucleotides. The record is from the annotation of a GenBank genome assembly. NCBI's taxonomy places the organism in Eukaryota, Metazoa, Arthropoda, Insecta, Lepidoptera, Noctuidae.